CACUAUUUUGGACCAUGAUCCACGCUCAGCUGGAGAUUAUGGUCAGGGAUUCCAGGCCCAAGGAUGAUUGACGGUGACCAGGUUAUUUUGGAUCUCUUUUCUUUUGGGUCAUCUAUCUUGUAUACAUCUUGUAUUUUUUUGUUAUUCUACCGCUCCCUCCUCCGCAUUGUGUCGCAAAGUCCACACCUGAACGUGUUUCUUUCCUCUGAGUCAAUCUCUCUUUGGAAAUAAAAAUAAUACGCGGUCCUGUGUACAAGGUAAUCUCUCAUCAGAUCCGUCACAGCCAUGGCGACCUCCUCAUCCCAUUCCGACAACACCAAAAUAACAGACCAACAAAACCCGGAAGAAAAGGCCAAUGAUGAACUGUCUCAACAUUACCGCUCGCAGUCGAGGUCGGCGUCGAUCAAAAUCACAAAACGUACCGACCUUUCAGUCUUGUACAGGGUCGUCCGGACCCUCAUCAGACCCAUCCGGCCCAGACUGGUCAAGAUAGGCAACGACAUGCCGGCCGGGAGUCAACGGUUGUCGGCGCCGAAACGGAGAGGGUGUGAGGCGAUUGAGAGUCAGAGGGAGGGAGUGUGGGAGUAUACAUUUCGACACGUAGAAGCUUCUCAGAUCCAAGCACGGUCGCAGUCACAAUCGAACUCACGAUCGCGGUCACACUUGGAUAAGGACAACGUCAUCAACAUUGACCACGAGAAAGCCAUUCGGACGACCGACUCAUCAAGCACAUCCCCCAACGCGACAUCAUCAUCUCGAAAAAAACAAAAACAUCGAAUCUAUUACUUCAGCGGAGGAGGGUUCCAAUCGCCCCCGAGCGGUGGUCACUGGUUGUUUCUGGGUAAAUUGGCCAAAGAUUUACAAAUGUCCUCGAGUGAAACCGACGCCACGGAAUUCGAAGUGACACUGGUGGCUCAACCUUUGGCACCGGCCAGUCCGGCGCCAGACGCUCUGCCGGUGUUGAGGAGGUGGGUGACUUCGGUCCUUGACGAUGCCGCUCGACAAUCCGACACAGACAGCACAGUCACGGUGACACUUGCCGGAGACAGCUCAGGAGGAAACGUGGCGUUGAGUUUAGGAAUGUGGGCCGUACAAGAACUUCCAGACCUCGCGAGGAACGCCUUGUCUUCGAUUCUUGUCAUUUCUCCUGCCGUCGAUUUGAGGAACGUCAAUGAAGAGAUCAAAGUGGCCGACAAGUAUGACCCGAUCUUGACGAUCGGGUUGACGGGUGACGUCGCGUGUGCUUGGGUUGGAAGUGUCGAGUCGAAAAGGAGGCCCAAAACAAACAGGACGAUGACAAACACAAACAGAAACACAAAGACGGAGAUGGACAAGGACACCGACACAGAAACGGAGGCGAAAAAGGGUGUCGGUAUGAGGGAAAUGAGUACGAGUGACCCGUCAGUCUCACCGUUAUUGCAUUCAGACCCGACAUUUGAAAAACUCAGAGACAAUCAAGUCUGUGUGCACGGCGUGGUGGGGACUCACGACGUCUUGGCCCCCGACGCGCUCGAAAUGAUGAGAAAGUGCGACAGGUUCGGCGUCCCCGGGGAAUGGCUGGUGUGGGAGGGUCAGAUGCACUGUUUCCCCCUCGCGGGGGUGGGUGACAUCUUGGGCCUGAGGGAGGGCAAGGAGGCGAGGAUGUGGAUCGAGGACGUGUUGAAGAGGAACGUGGUUCGGUCCCGAGAGUCGACAUGUGUCGUUUGACAACGCAAAAGACGUGGGUCGCAAAGAGGAGGAAUAUCUCGUACAAGUAGAAGCCGCGAAAGCAAUAUACCCGGGACGGCGAAGUGUAAGAGUAUGGGUUAUGGAUAUGGAUAUAUAUGGGUACGUUGAUAUAUGGGAGGGUUCAAUCGAUCGACAUUCUCGGGCUUUUUGGUAUUCGUACAAUUCUUCUCAUGGUAAUCACGAAUUUAAUCAAUCACUUUAUAGACUUUGGCUCAUCGAGAAUACCAUUCUCUCCCA
Exophiala oligosperma is the source of this 1965-nucleotide messenger RNA. RefSeq lists its product as uncharacterized. The transcript has a single exon. Lineage: Eukaryota; Fungi; Ascomycota; Eurotiomycetes; Chaetothyriales; Herpotrichiellaceae. The coding region runs from base 286 to 1707 and encodes 473 amino acids. The record is from RefSeq and is a predicted model, not a curated record. Gene Ontology annotation, molecular function: hydrolase activity.